Laetiporus sulphureus 93-53 is the source of this 450-nucleotide messenger RNA. RefSeq names its product glycopeptide. The record is from RefSeq and is a predicted model, not a curated record. NCBI's taxonomy places the organism in Eukaryota, Fungi, Basidiomycota, Agaricomycetes, Polyporales, Laetiporaceae. The transcript has 8 exons. The annotation marks the transcript as partial.
GUCCUCGCCACCUCUCUUUUGGCGGCCAGCGUUCGUGCUGAGACGCACACCAUCAGUUUCGACAAUCAAUGUGGGUAUGGAACGCCUUACCUCAUCGUGGGAGGACAGACCGUGUCGACUGGUGAACCCUACACCUCCGACGGUCCCAUUUCGUCUAGCAUCGCCUAUCUCCAAACUGGCGAUUGCGAGUACAACGGCGAGAACUGCAUGAUCAUUGAGAUGACCCUCGUCAACCCCACCGCACCUGGUACGGGCUCGUCGUCGGACAUCAGUCUCAUUGACCCGCACACGUAUAACGUCCAAGGCUCCUUCAGCUACUACAACGGAUGCCCCAACACUGGCGCCAACUGCGCUAGCGCUGACUGCUCGACUGCCUUCUUCUACUCCGACGACACUACAGUUCAGGUCGCUUGCGAAGACAACGACGUAUGUUUAUGCCGAGCUUGCUGU